Messenger RNA from Eimeria tenella, 4296 nucleotides. RefSeq lists its product as uncharacterized. The coding region runs from base 1 to 4296 and encodes 1431 amino acids. Gene Ontology annotation, biological process: COPII-coated vesicle cargo loading; intracellular protein transport; endoplasmic reticulum organization. The transcript is spliced from 18 exons. The record is from RefSeq and is a predicted model, not a curated record. Gene Ontology annotation, cellular component: endoplasmic reticulum exit site; COPII vesicle coat. NCBI's taxonomy places the organism in Eukaryota, Apicomplexa, Conoidasida, Eucoccidiorida, Eimeriidae. Gene Ontology annotation, molecular function: protein binding; structural molecule activity.
AUGAGCUUAAAGAAUCUCACGCGCAGCGCCGCGGUGGCUUGGUGCCCCUCAGGCGCAUGGGGUCUCUCGGUGCAGGAAGGCACCAGCAGCAGCAGCAGCAAAACUAGCAGCACAGGAGGGGAUGGGGGGAGCCGCGAGCUGUUGGCGCUGGGUACCAUGGGUGUUGAUCCUCGGCUGGAGUUUGCCUCCUUCGAUUUGUCAUCUCCAAGCGCCUCCCUUCCAGUUGUUGCUUCUGUGGGAGCUCCCUCUCCCUUCCAGUGCAUAGCUACCGCCAUAACUACCGACUUAGGCUCAGCGAAUGCCUGCCUUGUCGCGGGUGGCAUGUCUGAAGGAGACGUCACUCUCUGGAAUGCUGGCGACAUACUCAAGUCAGUGAUGCCGCGUCUCAUUUGCCUUCAUCCGUACCUGUUUUUUGUGCGUGUACCUGUCCCUUCGCCUGUCUGUAGUCAGGGCGUGGCCUCUGGUGAUAGUGGGUCCUCGGGUUUGCUGCAGACGGUGGAGGUCCAGCGGGGGCAGCGCGUGCAGGCGUUGCAGUUCAAUUCGCUGCGGCCCUCGUUGCUAGCUGCUGGCACGAGCAGCGGUGGUCUUUCCAUAGUCGAUGUCGAGAUUGCUACGGAAGCAGUUGCACACAAACCCGGAGCGGAUGGAGCAGCAGGUGAUGACUGCGAGUGCACCUGUCUUAGCUGGAACGCUUCGGUGGCACAUAUCAUCGCCACCGGCACUGGCACGGGGCAGACUGUUGUCUGGGAUCUGAAGCAGAGGAAGCAUGCUAUCAGCUUCUGCGACCCGCAACACCGCCAUUCGCGUCCAAGUUCAGUUUUGUGGCUGCCAAAUCAGCCGACACAGCUUCUACUAGUUUACGACGAUGAUAGAAAACCUUCGCCGCAGCUUUGGGACCUACGCAACGCAACGUUCCCUUUGAAAGAAGCCAUUCCACAACCUCCUUACGGCCAUACUCGUGGAAUUGUAUCUGCCUCGCUGUGCCCGGCGGAUAGCCGCAUGGUGCUAACGUGCGGGCGCGACAGCCGGUUGGUUUGUUGGUGGUUACCGGAAGAGUCAGUGCAGCAACAGCAGCAGACUCACAGCAGUGGCAUUGAGGUGUACGUGCAGCAACAGGCAGUCGAGCCCUAUAUGCAGGUCUUGUGGUCGCCAACAGCGCCAGGCGUAUAUGCAGCAGCGACACCCAUGCAGGUUUCUGUGUGCUCGUUGCUAGCCUCCAAUUGUGCUGCGGGGUCUCCGUCAUCAGCAGCAGACCGUUUCUAUCCACCAGAAGACUCUAGAAUCAUGGGGCCCUCUAGCAGCAAGUUUAUACCGUCUUGGUUCAAGAAGCCACGCGCUGUGGAUUUCAGCAGUAGCGGGCGGCUAGCGUACUCGACUUCUUUGUCUCAUUCUGCGUUAAUGCUGAGGUCCGUCGAGGAGUUUACAGAGACGAAGCUCGAAGAGACAGACGCACACGAAACGGGCCAGCUUGCAGCAGCAUUUGCUGCACAGGUGCAGCAGCUAGACGGGCUUAUAAGGCAGCAGUGCUGGGCGGAUAUCUGCACACUCCAGCUUCAGCAAAUGGAGCGGCAGCAGCACCAGAGUGAGUCGGAAGACCGAGAAGUCUGGUCGGCGCUGCUUGACACACUGAACGGGCGCAUACCGAACCUCGGGGGGAGCAGCAGGGAGGAGUUACAGCAGCAGCUCGAGACACUUCUAGGCCAUCCGCUUCCAUCUGUGCAAGAACAGCAGCGGCAGAAGCAGCUGUUGCUGCAACAGCAGCAGGAGCAAGAACAACAGAUGCAAAUGCAGCAGCAAAUGCAGCAGCAUCCCAUGUACGGCUAUGCCAUGCACCCGCAACAGCACCAGCAGCAGGAGCAAGGAUACAUCAACGGGCCUGGGUCAUACCCAGGCUACCCGUUGAGUAAUGGCAACGGAACGCAGCAGCAGCAGCAGCAGCAGCAGCAGAUUGCUGCCUUGACUGCAGUGGACCCAGAAAAGUUUUUUUCACAACUCGGGGGCGCAGAGGAACGUGAAUCCUCGAAGGAUCAACAGGAGCAACAAAGGGAGGAAGAAUCCGCAUCCGGUGACGUGCUCCAGCAACAACAACAACAGCAAGAGCAGGCAGUCAAGCCGAAUCCAGCCAGCAGCAGGGCGUCUUCACAGCAUGGCGAUAUUGACUGGACAUCUGCGCCAUGGCAGCUUCUGCGGGAAUGUCUUCUUACUGGUUCUAUAGAAGGGGCUGUGGAGCUGCUGAAGGUUUACGGGACGCUUAGCGAUGCGCUGCUUCUGGCGGGAGCCGCAGCAGCAGCGCCGCUACCUCAGCAGCAGCAACAGCAGCAGCAGCGCCAGAGCAGCAACGCAUGUCUUUGGGAAGCAGCGGAAGGCCAAGGCCUCGCCAUUUGGCGCACAGUUGCGGAGGCGUAUGUACACAACAUGCAGGACGAAUUUUUCAAGCUGUUCGGUUUCGCGGUGCUAGAUUGCCUGGACAGCCUAGUUACGGAAGUUUCGUUGGUAUGCUGGCGUGAGGCUCUGCGGCUCUUGGGGAGCUACGCGCGUGACAAGGACACAUAUUACCGACUGGCGCGGCAAUUAGGGGAACGGCUGUCUGCGUCGGGGGACUUGAAGGGGGCCCUAGUGUGUUUCAUUACGUCACGUGAUUUCCCAGCUGCAUGCGACAUCUGGCUGCAGCAGCUACAGCAGAGAAUCUACACACAUCGCAGCAAGAGCAGCAGCAGCGGCAGCAACUACUUCGCGCAGCCGCUUCUCAAUACUAUCCAAAAAAUGCUCGUCUUUAGAGCGGCAGCAAAUUUCCAGGGCCCUUGCCCUGCAUUCGAAAGGGUCGCACUUGCAUACGCAGACGAGGCAAGCAGCCUUUCGUGUGGAUCGUGCGCGAUGUUGGUUCUACGGUUGUAUUUGGGAGUUGGUAGCACCAACAUAAGCAGCAUAACAGAUGGAGCGGCAGCAGCUGGUUCAGGUCAGCAGGCCCUAGAGUCCUCCCUGCGUGCCGCAGCGCUUGAGCUGGCCAUGCGUCUGUAUUACAGCAACCCUACAGCAAUGGAGCGAGCAGGAUUUACUUCUCCCAAUCUGCGUGCGGAGAGCUCGGGGUUUGGUGGGGCCAUGCAGCGCCAGCAGCAACAGCAGCAGCAGCGGCAGCCAGUGCGCUCGAUGCCCCCGGCUCAGCCAUCGCUGCAACAACAGCAGCCUCCGUUUCUGCAGCAGCAGCAGCAGAGGGGCCAUGAUGUUCCUUCUGCUCCCCCACCCCAGCAGCAGCAGCAACAGAUGCAGCAGCAGUCGCAGCAGUUCUGUGUUCCCCGCAUGCUGCCAGCCUCAGGGCCUUCCACUCAAUCAGGAGCUUUAGGGCCGGUACACAGGCCCUCCCCAGCGACUAACGGAUUGCAACAAGGGUUUCUUCCCAACGGCUCACAGCAGCAACAUCAGCAUCACCAGCAACGAGACAUGUUCCCGCAGAAUCCGGGUUCUGUUUCACGGGUAGCCCCUAUCUCUUCCGCUGGCUUCAUGAGUCCUUCCCCUGCCUUGGGCGCCCCAAGGGGUGUGCCGCCACCCCCAGUGUCUGCUGCUACUGGUGGGACAGCUGUUCCUGGAGGUAGCGUACUCAGACCAGCUGCUCCAGCAUCUUCCUUCGGUUUCACUGCACCACAGUCAGCACCGGCGCCUUCAAACGCGUCUACCGGUAAUAUCGCUGGUGGGACGGGUGCUCUUGGGGGCGCACCUGGGGUAUCGUUGGCGGCCCCCCCGGGAUCGCUAGCGAGCGCUGGGCCUGGUGCUUCCGGUUUUGGACAUGCGGGUGGAUUUCCUCGCUUGCCUCCAACUGGCGAGGGGGGCCACAGUCCUGCCCCGUAUUCUGCUCCCACUGUUGGAGCCCAGCCUGUAAAACCUGGCAUGCCUGUACCGUGGCCAAUACCUACAGCAGCACAACUCAACCAAAGGGCAACGAAGAGCACCUAUGCAGCAAACAUGGGCAUAAACAAAGCUUCCGAAAAGGGGACGGAAGGAAAGGCUCUGCCGCCAGACCAACAGGCAUUCGUGCGCAGCGUAUUGAGCGGUUUGUUGCAGAUGCAGCAGGGGCCGUCAGCACAAGACCUUUCGAACAAGGUGGAGGACCUUCUUCUCAAGCUGCAGCAAGGCGAGUUGAGUGGCAGCGGCUGCGAGAAGGUUGUGGCCCUGUGCAGCGCUCUGCAAGGCGGCGAUAUUGCACAGGCGCAACGUUUGCACGCAGACCUAUCAGCCACAGAAUGGCACGCCUCGAACAGGCAGUGGCUGAUGGGCCUCAAGCGUUUAAUACCGAAGCCGUAG